This is a messenger RNA of Lates calcarifer (barramundi perch), 2569 nucleotides long. It is a transcript of the gene nfil3-6, whose product is annotated as nuclear factor, interleukin 3 regulated, member 6. The coding region runs from base 413 to 1639 and encodes 408 amino acids. The record is from RefSeq and is a predicted model, not a curated record. Gene Ontology annotation, molecular function: DNA binding; DNA-binding transcription factor activity. Gene Ontology annotation, biological process: regulation of DNA-templated transcription; circadian rhythm. Lineage: Eukaryota; Metazoa; Chordata; Actinopteri; Centropomidae. Gene Ontology annotation, cellular component: nucleus. The transcript is spliced from 2 exons.
GCGUCAGAAACACACACACAAACAGGGCCCCGCUGGUUCAAGUGAGGAUAGGGACCGUCCCGAGCUGAACUCAACGUUACAAAUAGGAGCUGCGGCAUUCCAAGUGGAGCAGAGUGGAGGUGCGCCACACCGAUGAUAAUAUUAAGUAACAGGGCUGAGUGGAUCCGCAGCAUUAAACCAGAGAGGGAGACAGAGGAAAGCGCUUCUUCCUUAACCCGACAGAAAGACGUUAAGAAAGAAGGACGAGUCAUGCGCACCGGCGGAGAAAACUGAUCAUUCUUCAGAGGUGGCACUAUUUCUGCAUCCUUUCCUCCCGGAGACCCUGAAAGUCUAGCGAACACUCAGCACCACACAGCGGUCCUCUCCACUCUCAGCAGUGACGAACAGCUCAUUCGGCCCCCUAACAGGCGUGAUGUUUGAGGAGGAGGCCCAGCAGAUGAGGGGGCAGCAGGACGUAGCUGUGCUCCAGGCGCUGGAGUCACAUGCAACAGUGACUCCAGGCGCAGGUGGAGGGGGAGCAGGGCCUCUGUCUUUUACAGAUGAAGCUGUGUCCAUCUUGACCUCCAGCAGCCUGUUGGCCCGCUCCCUCCUAGGUCGCACCUCUGCCAUUAAACGCAAAGAGAGUCCCACCUCCAGCAUCCGACGCAAGCGAGAGUUCAUCCCCCAUGACAAAAAGGAUGAGGGCUACUGGGACAAGAGGAGGAAGAACAACGAGGCGGCGAAGCGCUCGCGAGAAAAGCGGCGGGUGAAUGAUAUGGUCCUGGAAAGUCGUGUCCUCGCUCUGCUGGAGGAAAACGCUCGUCUCAGGGCAGAGCUCCUGGCUCUGAAGUUCCGCUUCGGCCUGGUCAAAGACCCCUCCAAUGCCCCUAUCUUGCCUCUGACUUCAGCUCCUCAGCACAAUGCUCAAACCUUGACUCCUCACUAUUAUCUCCACAGUGGAGAAGGAGGCCUCCCCAGUUCCUCAGCCUCACAUCCCAGCAACCACACAGGCCAGCUGAGCACCCGGGGGUCCAGGGAUGUUGGUAACAUGUCAGAGGAUUCUGGAUUCUCUACACCAGGUGGGUCCAGCGUGGGCAGCCCGAUCUUCUUUGAAGACCGGCUGAGCGAUCAUGGGAAAUUAUCACCACACAGGGCAGAGGAGCUGGGCUAUGACCUCCACCACUCUCCUGCUGAUGUCCACCACACUGCAGGACUCGUCGGAGGGAAGCUGGACCAAGCUGAGGCGAUGAAAAACCUGCCUCACAAGCUGCGCUUCAAGACGCCGGGAAGUGGCGAGGGGCCAGAUGCCGCGGGUGACAACAGCAGUGCCAGACGCAGCCCCACGUUAUCUGCAGUGGGACGGGAAGGUCCGAGAGAGACCGUCAAAGGACUGAGUGGAGGUGAAACAGGAGCAGGGCACUGUGCUGGCCCCUGGCUCCAGCAGCUGGAGGGGGAGGAGGGCAGAAGGGGGAGACUGUCCCCUCAAUACAGCACCUCAGCUGCCAGCUACAGCCUCCAGCCUCCUCCCACACAAGGACAAAGUGAGGUCCAGUAUCAGCAUGAGAACACUCACCUGAAGUCUCAGCUCAACUCUCUCAGUGAAGAGGUGGCUCAGCUGAAGAAGCUUUUCACAGAACAACUCAUGGCCAAAGUCAACUGAGGGCGAAUGCUGUGAGUCAGUCAGUGGUUGCCAACGUCUAGACUUUUAAGGACAGAAUUUUACUGUAAGUGAGCCCAUUGAAAUUCAGCAUGAAACCAGGAGUGCUGGACCACGCAGAUAUUCACAAAGACUGAUGAAAUUCAACUUUCAAGCCUAACAGUGUGUUGUUUUUAUUUCAUGUAUUGUACUAUAUUGUAAUAAAUGUCUGUAAACAUUCAUCUCAUAAUCUGCUGUCUAAUAACAACUUAAUCUCAGCUCCAAUCAAUGUUGCUCAGACAGGGAGUCUUAACUGUAACAGUGUUAAGUGUAUAAUAGAUUUUCAACUCCAUACACUGUGAUAACUAAAAACACACAACAGAAAACUGUUUACAUCACAUCAUUAACAUGCAAGCUUAACUAAAACGGCCUCACUCCCUUUUGAGACAACAGGUUCUGGUGGUUCAGAAGCUGCAUUUAAUACAACUGGAAAUCAGCCAGUGGGUUGUUAACACACCACAAUGGAGGAAGUGUUUGCUGUUUUGUAAUUAUAGCGGUAUGACUUACUGAACAGGGUUCCUACUGCCGAGACAGGUCUGCUAAAAACCUGUAAACACAAGCAGAGACAGACAGUAAAUAUACACAGAAAUGGAAUUAUUAGCUGUCAAAACCUCCCAGGUCUAGCAGGAUGAAAGAAAGGUUUGUGAGGCUUGUUUAUUGUCGCUUGUUAUGUGUGAACUGUAUAAUGUCAUGUCAAAAGAGUGUUUGAUUUUUAUUUCAGGAGCUCCUGUUAGGAAACACGCUGUAACAUGUAUUGUUUCACAUCCCCUGUCAGUCUCUGUUCAUGCCCAGUUUGAACAUGUUUUAUCUGUACUGAGGUGAUGACAUGAAUUAAACGUCUGCUGUCUCUCUGUAUGUUUUCAUAUUAAAAAUAAAUACAUUUGACAGAUUCUG